This is a messenger RNA of Anopheles marshallii, 1764 nucleotides long. RefSeq names its product serine protease easter-like. NCBI's taxonomy places the organism in Eukaryota, Metazoa, Arthropoda, Insecta, Diptera, Culicidae. The coding region runs from base 1 to 1764 and encodes 587 amino acids. Gene Ontology annotation, molecular function: serine-type endopeptidase activity. Gene Ontology annotation, biological process: proteolysis. The transcript has 3 exons. The record is from RefSeq and is a predicted model, not a curated record.
AUGAGGGGAUUCACUGUGCUGAUUGUGGCGUUUUGUGCGUGUGUCUUUAGAACAACGAUCGCUCAGGAAAUCCCACUGGAGUGUGGUGAACGCAAGGUGAAGACCGUGUACCUGGUGCAGCAUGGGAUGGAAACGAAGGAAGGCCAUUGGCCGUGGCAUACCGCCAUCUAUCACCGGGAGGGGCAAGAUUUCGAAUACGCUUGCGGUGGUUCGAUUAUCGAUCGAAACACUAUUCUGACCGCGGCUCACUGUCUGUACACGUCCCGCGGCCGGAUCGAGCUGACCCAGCUGUCCGUACAAGUGGGGCGUAAUCAGCUGUCGGAAGCGAGCACACGCUCGCAGGAACAUCAGGCAGAGCAGCUCAUCGUACAUCCGGGCUACAACCCGCACAGUGUCGCGGACGAUAUAGCGCUGAUCAAGCUGGCUACCGAUAUCACACUGACGCGAUACAUCCAACCGGUCUGCCUGUGGAACAUGGAACCAAACCUGGACCUGAUCGUGGCCAAGAACGGUACGGUGGUGGGCUUCGGACUGACGGAGCACGAUCGCGUGUCGGACUAUCUGCGGCAGGCUACGAUCGAGGUGGUUGAUUCCUGGACGUGCAUCGAGAGCGAUCGGGUCGCGUACGGUUCCACACUGACCGCGGGUAUGUUUUGCGGUGGUGGCAAGGCGGGCGUUAGUGUGUGUAACGGGGACAGUGGUGGUGGUAUGUUUUUCGAAUUUUCCGACAACUGGUACAUCCGGGGCGUGGUUUCGUUUAUGCCGUUGCGCGAAAACAGCGGCCUGUGCGAUGGUACCAAGUACACGGUGUUUACCGAUGUGGCCAAGUAUCGUGACUGGAUCGCACAGUUCAUCAACCCAACGCUAGCGUCCGCCCGUGAAGAUCCGCUCCUGGUGGACAGCAGUCCGAAGUUGCGGUUGCUUAACUUUAAUACCUGCGGCAUCAGCCCGUACACGACCGGGGCGAACGAUAGCUUCUUCGCCUAUCCGUGGAUCGGAAUGGUGGAGGUGACCGUUCAGGGCAAAACGAUGCCAUUUUGUCAGGUCACGUUAAUUAGCGAGUGGUACGCCGUGGGACCGGCACAUUGUUUCGCUAAUGAUAGGAGGGAACGAACCAUCCGGUUCGGCGAUUACGACAGGUCAACGGAAACGGACUGCAUUGAUCGGAACGGCACUGCCGUUUGUGCGCCACCGGUGCAGAUACUGCCGAUCGAAAGAAUCAUAAUACGUCCGGAUUACAACCAAAUCGCAUUCACCGACGAUAUCGCGCUGAUUGAAUUUCACCGACCGGCCAAUAUUAGCCAGCCGAAUGUGAGACCGAUUUGUUUACCGGUUACGGUCCCGUUGCGUAGCUACAAACCGACCACCUUCGCGCUGGGUGGAUUCCUUACUGGUGGCGAUCAAAUCGUUAGCAGCCGUCCGACCUAUCUCAACUCGGUCAACUGUCAGGAGCGCUACAAUGCUCUCAAUUAUCCGCUGCGCAAAAGUCACACACAAAUCUGUGUCCUAGGGUUACCGGCCAAUUUUACCGGACCGUGCGAACGGAUGGUUUCCGGUGCAACACUGCAAACGGUUCAAACGUUCGGCCGACGGGAACGAUACUUUUUGCAGGGAUUGCUUUCGUUCGGUGCACGUGAGUGUAACGCAACGGUGCCCGAUAUCUACACCAAUGUGGCCGUUUACCUCGACUGGAUACUGUACAACAUGCGCGACAUUAGACUGAGCGGUCCCGAUACAAGCGAGCAGCUCAUCUUCACAUCGUAA